This is a messenger RNA of Eubalaena glacialis (North Atlantic right whale), 408 nucleotides long. RefSeq names its product phosphoinositide interacting regulator of transient receptor potential channels (gene PIRT). Gene Ontology annotation, biological process: phosphatidylinositol-mediated signaling; positive regulation of cation channel activity. Lineage: Eukaryota; Metazoa; Chordata; Mammalia; Artiodactyla; Balaenidae. The record is from RefSeq and is a predicted model, not a curated record. Gene Ontology annotation, molecular function: transmembrane transporter binding; phosphatidylinositol bisphosphate binding. The coding region runs from base 1 to 408 and encodes 135 amino acids. The transcript has a single exon.
AUGGAGGCUCUCCCCAAGGCCCUGGAGGUCAACGAGAAGUCUCCAGAAUCCAAGGACCUGCUGCCCAGCCAGACCGCCAGCUCCCUGUGCAUCAGCUCCAGAAGUGAGUCUGUCUGGGCCACCAACCCCCGGAGUAACUGGGAAAUCUACCGCAAGCCCAUCGUCAUCAUGUCCGUGGGCGGUGCCAUCCUCCUCUUCGGUGUGGUCAUCACCUGCUUGGCCUACACCCUGAACCUGGGUGACAAGAGCCUCAAGGUCCUUAAGAUGAUAGGGCCUGCCUUCCUGUCUCUGGGACUCAUGAUGCUGGUAUGCGGGCUGGUGUGGGUGCCCAUCAUCAAAAAGAAACAGAAGCAGAGACAGAAGUCAGUUUUCUUCCAGAGCCUCAAGUCCUUCUUCCUGAAUCGCUGA